Messenger RNA from Equus quagga, 2241 nucleotides. RefSeq names its product secreted protein acidic and cysteine rich (gene SPARC). Gene Ontology annotation, molecular function: collagen binding; extracellular matrix binding; protein binding. The coding region runs from base 129 to 1040 and encodes 303 amino acids. Lineage: Eukaryota; Metazoa; Chordata; Mammalia; Perissodactyla; Equidae. The transcript is spliced from 10 exons. The record is from RefSeq and is a predicted model, not a curated record. Gene Ontology annotation, biological process: anatomical structure development.
ACCCAGCCCAGAGCUCUGAGUGGUUUCCUGUUGCCCGGCUCUAAACCCCUCCACAUUCCUGCAGACCUUCAGACUGCCCGGAACACACUCCGCCAGCCGCCUGCCCGCCACUGAGGGUUCCCAGCACCAUGAGGGCCUGGAUCUUCUUUCUCCUUUGCCUGGCCGGAAGGGCUUUGGCAGCCCCUCAGCAGGAAGCCCUGCCUGAUGAGACAGAGGUGGUGGAGGAAACCGUGGCUGAGGUGUCCGAGGUACCUGUGGGAGCCAACCCUGUCCAGGUGGAAGUAGGAGAAUUUGACGAAGGUGCUGAGGAAGCUGAAGAGGAGGUGGUGGCUGAAAACCCCUGCCAGAACCACCACUGCAAACACGGCAAGGUGUGCGAGCUGGAUGAGAACAACAGUCCCAUGUGCGUGUGCCAGGACCCUACCAGCUGCCCUGCCCCCAUUGGCGAGUUUGAGAAGGUGUGCAGCAAUGACAACAAGACCUUCGAUUCCUCCUGCCACUUCUUUGCCACCAAGUGCACCCUGGAGGGCACCAAGAAGGGCCACAAGCUCCACCUGGACUACAUCGGGCCUUGCAAAUACAUCCCCCCCUGCCUGGACUCUGAGCUGACCGAAUUCCCCCUGCGCAUGCGGGACUGGCUCAAGAAUGUCCUGGUCACUCUGUACGAAAGGGAUGAGGGCAACAACCUUCUGACCGAGAAGCAGAAGCUGCGAGUGAAAAAGAUCCACGAGAAUGAGAAGCGCCUGGAGGCUGGAGACCACCCGGUGGAGCUGCUGGCCCGGGACUUCGAGAAGAACUACAACAUGUACAUCUUCCCCGUGCACUGGCAGUUCGGCCAGCUGGACCAGCACCCCAUUGACGGGUACCUGUCCCACACGGAGCUGGCCCCACUGCGUGCACCCCUCAUCCCCAUGGAGCACUGCACCACCCGCUUUUUCGAGACCUGUGACCUGGACCAUGACAAGUACAUCGCCCUUGAUGAGUGGGCCGGCUGCUUCGGCAUCAAGGAGCAGGAUAUCGACAAGGACCUGGUGAUCUAACCUCCUGCCUCCUUCCGCAGGACCGGAGAAUUCUCCCUCUCUGACCUUUCCCUUCCUGUUUCCCCCAAUGUUUAAAAUGUUUGGAUGGUUUGUUGUUCUGCCUGGGGACAAGGUGCUAACAUAGAUUUAAAUGAAUACAUUAACGGUGCUAAAUACGGAAAUUUUAACCCAAGUCAUGACACUCUUAGUUGUAGCUCGGCUAUCAAGGCCUCUUGCUCACCCACUAACGGUCCCAUUUUUCUCUUGCCUCUUGCAGCAUUGCUCAUCGUCUUGGUGGCCUAUGGGUGGGAACUGAUCUGCUCAAGUCCGCCUUCAACACAUACUGCAUCUUCAGAUUUUCUCUCUAUUUCUCUCUUUGAAAGUAACACUCACCAAGUCAGACUUUGUGUUAAUUUUAUUUAGGGUAUUGGCUGCCAGGGGGUGGGGUGGGUCUUCCUCACGUGACUUGAAGUUGGGCAAAGGGAAGUAACAGAUACAUGAUGUUGGCAAGGACAUUUCCGGGACGAGAGAACCUGUGGUGUAGAAAUCCCUGCAGAUGCCAUCAACCAGAACCACAGAUAACACGUCUGUUUGCCUGGGGCUGUAACUGAGAGAAAGAACCUGGGGCUGUGUUAGGAAAAUCUGUAAACUCUCACAGGAGCCCAGCCCCUCACCGUUUCCUCCCUCACUUUCCAGGGCCAUUUCUUUUCACAUUAGGCUGUUUGUUCCAACUUUUGGGAGCUGUGGACCACAGUUCUCUGGAAGCUGGGAGUCUCCAGGACUCUGGGGGGUGGAUCCGCACAUUCUACAGGGCUUCUCUCCUCCGAACCGUCCUUGGGAGACACUGGCUGGGCUGUUGCAGCCAGGAAGGCCAAAAUCAAGGGUGAGGCGUAGAAAGUUGUAAAAUAGAAAAAGUGGAGUUGGUGAAUUGGUUUUGUUUUUUGGGUUUUUCUUUUUUUUUCCCGUUUGGAUGGCUGUCCUGAGGGGUCUUUCCCUCGGUUUCUAGCAUGUUCCUCCUCCUUUUCUCCCUCUGCCCCUUUUUCUUUUAUUAAUCAAGAGAAACUUCAAAGUCAAUGGGAUGGUCGGAUCUCACAGGCUGAGAACUCGUUCACCUCCAAGCAUUUCAUGAAAAAGCUGCUUCUUAUUAAUCAUGCAAACUCUCGCCAUGAUGUGAAGAGUUUGACAAAUCUUUCAAAAUAAAAAGUAAGGACUUAGAAACUGC